AUGCCAUCACUCGGAUUCCCCAGUAUCUAUAAUCCCAGGACCGAAAAUUCUUUCACGGGUGGUACGGGCACUGGUGUUGCUAGAACGGAAGAACACAUCGAAACUCAACCUCCGCCUGCAGUCGACAUUGUGGAUGCCCCAUGUUCACCGGACCCUUCGAGUCGUAACGAUUACCUAUUGAGGCUUUCAGAAAUUUCACCGCAGAAGUAUCACACACAAGCUAGCGCCUCCCCCGGUCAUUUAUCCACAGGAAGGCGGGAGCUAUCACCCAUGAGGCCGGCGAAGAAGCGCCCAGCCACCGAUGAGGAGUCUGCUUCCCAACAGCCCAGUGGCAGCAAGAAGUUUAAGGCGAAACCGUUGUCACAAAGCGCCAUUGCCAAGACUGGCCCGACUAUUUCGGCAGGUUCGUCCAGCCAAGUUCUUCGGCCAUCCACCCAGAAGAACCGCGCACAUGCCAGCGUGCAGCUUAUCAGUCGGAAUUCGCGGUGUCCGACGUCAAAUUUUCCAAACGCGCGAACAAAGUAUAAACCCAGACAGAACUUCCAACGACAGGUGUCAUCUACAUCGAUUGCAUCAACGUCCCUGCGCGGUCGGAUGAUCUGCAAGGAGAAGGACAAAAAUGUUCAGGGACAGGCAGGGGGGGUCUGUAGCUCACAAAGCCGAACCUCGGACAGUUCCCGGGUCCACUUUGACGCGGGACUUGUAGUCAGCAAGAAACCUGUGACAGUUACGGGGCUCGAGCGGUUAGGACCAUCUAGACCUGGCCUUGUGCCACCCCUCGAGAAGACGCUGCCACCUGCCAACAUAACAAAGCCUAUUGCGUUUACGUUUCAUCUGGACGCUCGCGUGGAAGCGCGUAAAACUGAGUUUGAGAAGCUUGCAGGCUCGGUCAACGAGGAGAGGGGGCACCGACAAAGGCCUCCUGUGCCCGAUUUCAAGGUACUACAUGAGGCUCACCAAGCGUCACUUGCAUGGCGUAAGGAACACGUCGUUCCGAUAGUUCCUGCACCACCGAUAGUCCUUAGCACCGAAAUUCGAGCCAGAGAGAGGGAGAAAUUCGACCAAAUGGUGCGAAUAAAGGAAGAGGAGAUUCAACGAGCAAAAGAGGAGCGCCGAAGACAACGAGAUGCGGAAGAAGAAAGGGAGAUUAAAGAACUUCGCAAGCGAGCAAUUCCCAAAGCGAAUGAGAUUCCGGAGUGGUAUGCUGACAUGCCGAAGAAAGGAGGCAGUGUAGGAGGAUCGGGAUAG
Suillus subalutaceus is the source of this 1248-nucleotide messenger RNA. RefSeq lists its product as uncharacterized. The transcript is spliced from 2 exons. Lineage: Eukaryota; Fungi; Basidiomycota; Agaricomycetes; Boletales; Suillaceae. The record is from RefSeq and is a predicted model, not a curated record. The coding region runs from base 1 to 1248 and encodes 415 amino acids.